UUCCUCUACCGGCAAAUAUUUCCUACUUCAGCUGCUUAAAUACAAAGAAAAAAUCAAAACAAAAGUAAACCAGAUUUUGGAAAAAGUUUAAAACUGUAACGACUUUAAGAUAAGGGAUCAUACUUAUACACUAAGUCGUUCAGUUGUACAAGAUUAUGUAUCUCAUUUAACAUUUUAAACGUAAAUUAACUAAAUAAAGAGACCGAUCGUGUUCAAAAACUCGAAAAGUUGAGUCGCCGUUACGGGGGAGAAUUAGUCAACCAGUUUUUUAGAAAAUUUUGAACCAGUCGAUAAAUCUGGAGUAGAAGAAGCCCAGAAUAUUUUAGUGUGCGUCGAUUCCCAAGAUCGACCAGUUUUAUAAGAAAAUUUUAAGCUAGUUGAUAAAUCUGGAGGUCGACAUAUUUUAGGAGGCGAGGUUUUUAAAGAAAAAAAAGAUUCCGAGAUGAGUUUCGAGUACAAAGCAGAACCGGGUUAUCGACCGCUUGGUGUUGACACCAAUUCCGCACCACAAAUAAGGAUGGGAGGCCCUCCAAUGUUUCCUGGCCGGCCGGAAACAUUCCCCCCGUUGAUGUAUGAUCGCCUUCCCCACAAUCCAAUUCUUGCUGGUGGUGGUGGUCCUCCCCAAAUUCCAAAUUCGUCGGCAACGCCAAAAUAUGAAUUACCAUCGCCAUCCACCCAGCACUCGGACGACACUUCAUCUUCCUCCUCCCGGGAAGAAAUAUGUCCCCACUGUUCAAACACAUACACCACGAGGCACCUCCUGAACCUGCACGUGGCCCAAGUUCACGGCAAGGGAGGCAAGGGACGCACCAAGAUAAAAUGCACCCACUGUCCCAAAUCAUUCCACGACCAGCGAACUUUGCGAAAUCACGUCAACCUUAUCCACAAAAUGGGCGGAUUUGCCUGUACUGCCUGCGGCAAGAAGUUGUCCAACAAUAAUAAUCGGGUAAUUCAUGAAAUUAAUGUAUGCAAAGUGGUCUGGGAGAAGGACAAGAUUGACGAGGCGGGCGUCAGGGUGUACCACUGCACAUUUGACGGAUGCGGAAAAGUUUGCGCGAGACUGAAGGAUAUAGAACGACAUAUGGACAUCCACGUGCGGAACGGCAAGAUAAGGACAUAAUGAAGGAAGAGAUGUUAUGAAUGAAUAUCUUUUAUGAAGUUGGAGGGGGGAUUAUCUGUAUUCAGCCAUUCAGGAUUGUAGUAUGAAAAAAGUGUUAAAUUUAUCUUUAUCUUUACAAAUGGACAGUAAUUUAUGACGUAAUGAAAGUUCAUCAGUUAUUGUUUCUAACGUAAGACAUCUCUCUCAAUGUAUGGCUUUGCAAAGCCGGACCGAAAUCAGGAUUUACUAGUACAUAUACAAAAAUUUCUCAUUUUUAUAUUAAUUAGUUCCGAUUAAAUAUUUGUAAUAAAUAUUGUACACAAAAUUUUGACCAUAUUUAGCAUCAAAUUCAAAUUUACUCUAGAUUUACCUAUGGGACACUCAUCAGAACACUUUUAAAUGCAGAAAUGAUUAUUAACUAAUUUAAUGUAUUAAAUUGUAUUCACAUAUUUGUAAUACCCUCGCAUUUCUUGAAAUUGAACUGAAAGAUACAUGAACGAUACGUCUCAUGAUGUCUCAUACGUCUAAUUGACGUCUGUAUGUAUGUAUGCUUAUCAUUACUCAGAUUUUACAUUUGUCUUGGCAUAAAAUAUCUUGAUGCAAUUGUAAAAAAAGACUAUUAAAAAGUCCCCUUGAUUUACAUA
Folsomia candida is the source of this 1743-nucleotide messenger RNA. Its product is annotated as gastrula zinc finger protein XlCGF26.1. NCBI's taxonomy places the organism in Eukaryota, Metazoa, Arthropoda, Collembola, Entomobryomorpha, Isotomidae. Gene Ontology annotation, biological process: regulation of transcription by RNA polymerase II. The coding region runs from base 443 to 1120 and encodes 225 amino acids. The record is from RefSeq and is a predicted model, not a curated record. The transcript is spliced from 7 exons. Gene Ontology annotation, cellular component: nucleus.